This is a messenger RNA of Lottia gigantea (owl limpet), 1626 nucleotides long. RefSeq lists its product as hypothetical. Lineage: Eukaryota; Metazoa; Mollusca; Gastropoda; Lottiidae. The coding region runs from base 46 to 1035 and encodes 329 amino acids. The record is from RefSeq and is a predicted model, not a curated record. The transcript has 3 exons.
CGAACGGUUUGAACCAGACGUCCAGUUUCAACAUUUACCUUUAGCAUGGGGAUUUUUACUCAGUGUUUUUGUUGUAAACCAUGUAAGAACGACCGAUACAGAAAACAAUCGUCACCAAGAACAACGUAUUCACCAGAAAAUAUCGAGCAGAGUCAAUUUGUUUAUUCACCAAAAUUAACAGUAAAAGAAGAUUAUUUAUUUAGACCAUCAAUACAACAACUGGCUCAACAAUUUUCUGUUGAAAAUCUGAAGCUAGAUAAACCAAUAGGAUUACCAUUGUCUUCAUGUUACCUUGAUUUACCACAAAUAUCACUAGAGUCACGUUCAGAAUCACUAGAACCACGCAAGGAAUCUCCAAAACCGAGUAGUGGAUCACCAGCAGUAGGUAUUAAAUCAUUAGAACCAGAAAUUUUAUCACCAGCUACAAAUAUCAAAGUAAUUCAUGUCAAACAAGCAUUAGAUCUGUGGAAAAGUGAUAAGUCAACUGGAUUAAAAGAUGAUGGGGAUGAUUUAGGUAUGAAUAAUUUGGUACCAUCUGAAGUUAUUGCUGGUCCAAAAGGAAUUAAACAGAUUAAAGUCAAACCAGUAAAGCAAUCUUUAUAUCUAGUUCAAGAGACUAAUGAUGAACUUGACAGUAGAAUAACAACACAUUCAAGUCAGGUGGCAGUUUGUGAUUCUAGUCGUCUACUGGAAGAAAAUGUCGGAAAACCUUGUGCAUGUCGAUUGAUGUACAAUAAUAACAAUAGAACUAAUAAUAGUGUUAGUUCUGGUAUUUCAACUAUGACUCUACAAGAAUCUUCAUUUAAACCUCAACCUAAACCUGAUCGGGUUACAAUGUUCUGUGUUACUAGAGACAAAGCAUGGAGACAACAGCCGAACUCAUUUAUAGAUAAAGUAUCAAAUAUCAAGAACAAGACUAAGAAAAACCAGGUAACUUAUACAAACAUAGAAACAGUUGUAGAGCGCCAAGACGAGGACGAAGAACUUGAACAGAAAAACAAAUUAAAGAACAUCUUUAAAAGGUUUUCUUGCUGAUAAGUCGGGAAAGGAUUUGAUAUUAUGCAGUUUAUGUUGAAUGGGAUUAAACCGUUAUAUAAUAAAUGUUGUUAUUAACACCAAAUUUGAUACAGUAAUGCCACUAGCAUGACAGCGAGUCGUACUAGAGCAACCUUUCAAUUAGAUAAUAUUAUUUACGAUAAUCAAUAAUUUCAGAAUAUGCAAUUUCGUCUGGUAAACGGUAUUGGCUUUGGUCAACAACGAUGUUUUGUAAUUAUCAGGGAAUGCUGUGAUGUUUUUGUUAGCAAUGUCUAAACUUUUCUUUAAAAACUGAUUUCUAUUAUAAAUAUCAUCAAUUGUAUUGGACUGUGCAAAAGAUUGUCCACGGUCACCAGAAAUUUUACACGUGGGUGCAGACAAAUAUCAAAACUUAUAUUCCAAUGAUAAAACCAAUCGCCAUUCAAUAAUACUGAAAUGACCCAACUUCUGGUUUGUGACACAGAAGAAUAAGUUAAAUAAGGUUCAUUUAGUUUAAAAUGUCAUUGACAAGUACAUAUAUUCAUAUUAUGUAUAUUUAAUUGUACAUGAUGCAUGUCUUAUAGAUACAAAUAAAGGCUGUGCACAAAAGUU